CACCCUAUUCUCUCUCCUGCUUGUUCUUUCCCUCACCACCGCUCCCACUCGACCACCACCGCCGUCAAGACCCCAUCCCGCACUCUUCCCCCGCCACCAGCGUAUCCUUUUCCACGACAACGAAAAUGCCCAAAUCAACCCACCAGACCCGCUGACGCCUCCUCGCCCGCCCUCCUUAGCCUACCUCAUUUCGGGAUCCGUCAAUGAUUCGGGUCGGAUCCUUCGGCUUCUCUACUCGGUCUACCACCCGAGAAACCAGUACUUGCUCCACCUUGACCGCUCUGCUGGACAGACUGAGCGUGAUACAUUGGCUGUAACUGUACAAUCGGUGGCGCUCUUCAGGGCUGCACAGAAUGUUCAUGUUGUCGGCAAGGCGGAUUAUGUGUUCUCCAGUGGGCCAUCUGCUCUUUCAUCCACACUUCACGGCGCGUCUUUGUUGCUCCGUAUCUCGUCUAAUUGGGAUUGGUUCAUAAAUCUUUCUGCUGCUGAUUACCCGCUUAUCACUCAAGAUGAUCUUUUGCACAUUUUUUCGUAUCUGCCUAGAGAUCUUAAUUUUGUGAAUCACACAAGCUAUAUUGGUUGGAGAGAAUCAAAGAAAUUGAAGCCAAUAAUAGUUGAUCCAGCGCUCUUUCUUGCAGAAAACAGCGAGAUGUUUUUUGCCACUCAAGAGAGACCACUCCCAGACGCAUAUCGUUUGUUCACAGGUUCAUCAACGCCUGUUUUGAGUCGCAAGUUUGUCGAGUUUUGCAUCUUGGGUACGGACAACCUACCAAGAACUCUUCUAAUGUACCUUUCCAACACUCCAGCAUCAACUUCCGUUUACUUCCCGACCGUUCUGUGCAAUUCCCCUCGAUUCAACCGAACUACAAUCAACCACAGCUUUUGUUAUGCUUCUCUAGAUGCCAGACGGCGUCCGUCCUUUCUGAAUUCCAGCAACUUUGAUGAACUGAUCCAGAGCGGAGCGGCCUUUGCUUCACCAUUUCAGGUAAACGAUCCGGUUCUUGAUCACAUUGACCAAGAAGUCCUCCAGCGAAGUCCUGGCAAACCGGUGCCCUCUGGGUGGUGCUUAGGUGAUUCUGGUGAAGAUGAAUGCUCCGUUUGGGGGGAUGCUGACGUUCUGAAACCAGGUCCGGGAGCUAAACGCCUCGAACGACGUCUCAUUGAACUUCUGUCAAAAGGAAGGACUCAGUGUAUAGAUGAAUGAUUUCAAGAUUUUGGGCGGUAGUAGAUACGAUGAUAACGUUGUUAGAGCUGUCGAUAUGACUGAGGAAUAUUGUAGGCAAGUCCAUCCCGGAGAAGCCGAUUUUGAAAUGGUGUUGUGAAUUUAUGGGGCUAGCCUAUCCUUCCGUAGUGAUCCUGAUUGUUGUAUCCUUAGCUCAACAGAAAAUUUUACUGUACAUUUGCAACAUAGUUGUUAUAUGAGCAAUCUUUGAAAUCAAAUUAAUGCAGUAAAAUAUGGGCAAGAGAGCUUGCAUUCUUUUUA
Molecule: messenger RNA, 1483 nt
Organism: Sesamum indicum (sesame)
Lineage: Eukaryota; Viridiplantae; Streptophyta; Magnoliopsida; Lamiales; Pedaliaceae
Product: beta-glucuronosyltransferase GlcAT14A
Cellular component (GO): membrane
Molecular function (GO): glucuronosyltransferase activity
Source: RefSeq, a predicted model, not a curated record